GGUUUUUAUCCCCUACCAUGGCUGACACUGAAGCCCAUGCCCAGCAGCAACCGAUAGACGACAAGGACAAGGAAAACGUUCAACGCAUGCAUUCCGUUAUUGUUACUGAACCGGCUUGGUCUGUCGAUGCUCCUUUCAAUCCCCACGAUGACGCCGACCUUUUCCAGGAAGCGCUAAUUCCUCCAGAGAACUUUAACAUGGUCUGUCAACACAUUUACCGCAGCUCGUUUCCCAAAAAGAAGCACUUUUUAUUCUUGAAAAAGUUGCAACUAAAAAGCGUCCUUACUCUCAUUCUUGAAGAGUAUCCUGAGCAGAAUAUGAAAUUUCUGGAAGAACAAGGCAUCAAAUUCUUACAGUUUGGAAUCGCCGGUAACAAGGAACCGUUUGUCCAGAUACCCGAAGAUAAAAUCAACGCUGCACUGGCAGCCAUGUUAGACAAACGAAAUCAUCCAAUGUUGAUUCACUGUAACAAGGGAAAGCACCGUACGGGAUGUCUCAUUGGAUGCCUUCGCAAACUGCAGAACUGGAGCCACACAUCCAUUUUUGAUGAAUAUAGACGUUUCUCUCAUCCGAAAUCUCGUUCAAUGGAUCAACAAUUCAUAGAGCUUUACGAUGCCAACCAAGUAUGGCCUCUGGUGGAUCGACGGUACCUCCCCAGUUGGCCCAUGCUAGGUGACCCGUUGAUAUAGACCUUUUCUCCUGUAUAUACAUAUAGUAUUUGACUCUUUCUUUUUCCCCUCACUUCCUUUAUGAUCCUAUCACUGCAUCCCCUCAUGUCUUUCUUCAAAGGAAAAAAAAAAAAAAAAAAAAAA
This is a messenger RNA of Radiomyces spectabilis, 812 nucleotides long. Its product is annotated as tyrosine phosphatase family-domain-containing protein. The transcript has 7 exons. Gene Ontology annotation, cellular component: cytoplasm. Gene Ontology annotation, molecular function: inositol diphosphate tetrakisphosphate diphosphatase activity; phosphatase activity. Bases 18 to 689 code for a protein of 223 amino acids. Gene Ontology annotation, biological process: protein dephosphorylation. NCBI's taxonomy places the organism in Eukaryota, Fungi, Mucoromycota, Mucoromycetes, Mucorales, Radiomycetaceae. The record is from RefSeq and is a predicted model, not a curated record.